Molecule: messenger RNA, 837 nt
Organism: Phlebotomus papatasi
Lineage: Eukaryota; Metazoa; Arthropoda; Insecta; Diptera; Psychodidae
Gene: Vps29
Product: vacuolar protein sorting-associated protein 29
Exons: 2
Coding region: 250-798 (182 amino acids)
Biological process (GO): intracellular protein transport; retrograde transport, endosome to Golgi
Cellular component (GO): endosome; retromer complex
Source: RefSeq, a predicted model, not a curated record
AUGUAUCACCCUUAAAUUUGUUGUACUAUCGCUUACGUCACUGUGUCAGAUUGUUUAUUUAUUUUAUAUUUUGCCAAGAAAUAGUUUAUAUAUUGUAAAACCUUAUCAUCUGAAAAGAGAGAGAUAUUUGUAAGCUUUUGAUGACAAUUUAAAAUAAAUAAAUAAAUAGAUAUUUGAUGCCUUAACUGAGUAGGCUAUCUCUCUAAAGCGUUUACUAUCUUAAAGGUUUUUGUUUUUUUUUUGAAAAGGAUGUUGGUGUUGGUUCUUGGGGAUUUGCACAUUCCCCAUCGGUGCAGUACGUUACCGAGUAAAUUCAAGAAGUUACUAGUACCCGGACGAAUCCAUCAUAUCCUGUGCACAGGGAAUCUCUGUACCCGUGAUUCAUACGAUUACCUUAAGACCCUGGCCAGUGAUGUUCAUAUCGUCCGCGGGGAUUUCGAUGAUGGUCAAAUGUAUCCGGAUCACAAAGUAGUAACCGUUGGACAAUUCCGGAUUGGUCUAACGCAUGGGCACAAAGUGAUGCCAUGGGGUGAUCCAGAGGCAUUGGCAUUCCUUCAGCGUCAACUCAAUGUGGACAUUCUCAUUUCCGGUCAUACCCAUAAAUUUGAGGCUUACGAACACGAAAGUCGCUUCUAUAUUAAUCCAGGAUCAGCUACAGGAGCCUUCAGUGCUACCAGUGCCAAGGCUACACCAUCAUUUGUCCUAAUGGACAUUCAGAGUGCUACAGUAGUCACCUAUGUCUAUCAAUUGAUUGGGGACGAAGUUAAAGUUGAACGGAUUGAGUACAAGAAAAAUUGAAAAAGAAAUAAAUAAAUAUUGCAACAUCUCUUAGCUGAA